AGUCAUUAGCGCCUGCGGAGAGGCUCGACCGCGGGUGACUGGAGAAGUCCUGCACCAACAACAAUGGCUGUCGCGACUUCGGCGGCCCGGAUUUGGCUGGGCGUGGGGGGCUUUAGGGCCAUGCAAGCCCGAGGCUUCAGCUCCGAACGGUCAGACUCCAGCGCUGGCUCAAUCCGGGAGGCAGGUGGGGCCUUUGGAAAGAGAGAGCAAGCUGAAGAGGAACGAUACUUCCGAGCACGCACUAAAGAACAACUGGCAGCCUUGAAGAAACACCAUGAAGAGGAGAUCACCCAUCAUGUAAAGGAAAUUGAGCGUCUGCAGAAAGAAAUUGAGCGGCACAAGAAGAAGAUCAAACAUCUAAAAGACGACGAUGAUUAAAUGUGUGCAGUUCCCAUAGAAUAUCAUCGCCCACUUCUGUGGAAACAUAGUUCUGGCUUUAUUAAUAUCUAUCUGUGCUGCCAACAGAUUAUAAUAAAUUGUCAUCAAUGAA
Molecule: messenger RNA, 490 nt
Organism: Lontra canadensis (Northern American river otter)
Lineage: Eukaryota; Metazoa; Chordata; Mammalia; Carnivora; Mustelidae
Gene: ATP5IF1
Product: ATP synthase inhibitory factor subunit 1
Exons: 3
Coding region: 64-378 (104 amino acids)
Biological process (GO): negative regulation of ATP-dependent activity
Cellular component (GO): mitochondrion
Molecular function (GO): ATPase inhibitor activity
Source: RefSeq, a predicted model, not a curated record